Messenger RNA from Eutrema salsugineum, 2110 nucleotides. Its product is annotated as exopolyphosphatase. The transcript has 8 exons. Gene Ontology annotation, molecular function: pyrophosphatase activity. NCBI's taxonomy places the organism in Eukaryota, Viridiplantae, Streptophyta, Magnoliopsida, Brassicales, Brassicaceae. The coding region runs from base 1 to 1638 and encodes 545 amino acids. The record is from RefSeq and is a predicted model, not a curated record.
AUGAACACCAAUUUGCAGUCGAAUCCUGUAUCAUCGCAGCUCUUCACUUCCAUUGACAUGGGAACAAACUCUUUCAAGCUUCUUAUAGUCCACGCAGAUCCUUCUGGAAGAUCUUUCGUCCCCGUCGAGAGACUCAAAGAACCAGUGGUGUUGUCCCGCGAAUCUCCGACCUUAAUUUCGUCUCAGUCUCAGGUUCGCGCGCUCGACUCUCUACAGAAAUUCAAAAGCAUGAUCCUCUCGCACAACGUCUCCGGCGAACGGGUCCGAUGCGUGGCGACGGAAGCCCUACGGCAGGCAGAGAAUCAGAAGCAGUUCGUGGAGACGGUCUUCGAGGAUCUCGGGUUACAUGUCGAUGUGCUCUCCGGCGAAGAGGAAGCGAGGUUAGUUUAUCUAGGCGUGCUUCAGUUUCUUCCGGUAUUUGAGAAAUCCGUCUUGUGUAUCGAUAUAGGAGGUGGGUCUACUGAAUUCGUUGUUGGUAAGCGUGGUGAUGUGAAGCUUGCUGUUUCUUUGAAGCUAGGUCAUGUGAAUUUGACACAGAUGUUCAUGAAAAAUGGUAUUGGAUUGACGGAGAUGAGAGACCAUAUCCGUCAUGCGAUUGAUGAGUCGAGGUUAGCAGAUAAAUUGAAAGAAUCCGAUGGCUUUGAGGUGGUCGUGGGAUCUUCGGGAACUAUACGAGCUAUUGAGAAUGCAGUUUUCAGUGGCUAUGAAGCUGAUCUGUGUCAAUUCAACCUCGAGGGGUAUAAAAGGGAUUGGAAAUUUGGUAGAAGAGAACUGAGCAGCGUUGUAGCGAAGCUAUGCAGUGAAGGAGACGAAGAGAAGAUCCGGAGAGAAGGCUUUUUCAAUAGAAGAUCAGAGUUCAUUGUCGCUGGGGCGGUUUUGUUGGAGGAAAUAUUCAAGGAUCUCGGUAUCGAGGAGAUGGAGGUCUCGGAGUAUGCAUUAGCAGAGGGUGUGAUUGCUGAUUCUUUGGCUAAAGCUUUUGAUGGAUUAUAUGAUUUGAAUGCCAAUGCGAGGUGGCGAUCAGUCAUGAGACUUGCCACGCGACUCAAUGGAAAAAAACGAAUGAAUCAUGCAAUACACUGUGCCAACAUAGCCAAGGAGAUCUUUGUAGGUUUGAGGAAGUGCAAUGAUUUUAACGUCAUGUUAGAUGAUAAGGAUCUUGAGUAUCUUGAAGCUGCUUGUUUCUUACACAAUAUCGGAAUCAUUACAGGGAAAAAAGGAUAUCAUAAGCAGUCUUAUCAUAUCAUCAAGAAUGGGGAUCAUCUCCAUAGCUACACUGCUGAGGAACUCGAGCUUAUAGCAAUGCUUACGAGAUACCAAAGAAAGAAGUUUCCCAAGCUUGAUCGUGCACCUCUUAAGAACUUCGCUGAGAAGGCAAAGCGAAAGUUCAUAAUCAUGUGUUUAGUUAUACGAUUAUCUGUCAUACUUCAACGGACUGAGAAUAUGGAUCUCCAAGAAUUUGCAUUUCUUGAAUCUGCUGAGAGCUUCAAACUCGUGCUUAAACAACAAAACCAGGAAUCCUUCUUGAUUGGCUCUCAAGAUCAAGUAAACAAAAACUCUGAUGCAUUACAACUGGAGCAAGAAGUUGAGCAUUUUAAAAGGCUAUUCAAGAAGGAAAUGGUGGUUAUUUUUCCUUUCUGAAAAUCAAGCAGACGGGUUCUGAGCUUUACAUGCAAUGGUUCUUAGACUGAAGCUUUUCGCAGGGAGUUCUUCAUUUUCCUGGAGUCUUUUUAAUCACUCGCAGGUAGUCUAAACCCUGAAGUCGAAAAACGUCAGGUGGUCUUCCCUUGCUUUUUUCAUCAGUCAAUUUUCUUGCAGUGUUGAAACAGAAACUGAACUAUAAUUGCCUCUGGAAUCAGAGAAAGAAAAGAAACUCUCUCAAGUGGUAGAUAAGUUUCUCCUUAUUGGCCUGAGACGGUGAGCAAAAGAGACGGUGCAUCUACCAAUGUCGUCCUCUUGCUGACCUAACCUCUGUAUAGUUUGGUGCUGUACUCUCGAUUCUACUGGAAGCAAUAUUUGGAAGCUCUUAGCUUGGUCUUGUACCAGAUGUUUAUCGCUACAUUGUAUGUAUGUUUCUACUGUUUAGUUUGUAUUGUUUUAUACUUUUUCUCAA